UGACUCGCACCCUUCCCAUCCCGUGUCGUGUUCGUGUAGAAUAGAAGUCCACCCAAGUCAAAGCUCUCGCCGUCGUCCUCCAAGGCGGCGCCGAAUCAAUCCGCCGCCGCCCCGCACCCGCCCCGCGCGGCCGUCUCCAUCGCGCCUCUGGCCGCCGGAUAACACACAUCUAGCGCCGUCCCCUCCUCCCCUGCCGUCGAAACCUGAAAGCUCGUUCGGGAGGAGCCGCACGGUACCUGUUCGACGGAAUGCGUCUCUAAGACGGAAUGGCCGUUACCGGGUCGGCCGUAGGGCGCGGCGCGGUUCGUCCCCUCAUGCGGCUGGUCACCAUGAGCGGCGCGCCGAUCAUGCAGCAGCUGCACCUGGAGGAGCGGCUCCUGCGCCGCACGGCGGACAACUGGUGCGUCAUCAACGACGGCACGGCGCCCCCCACCAUCGUCAUGGGCGUUUCCGGGAGAGUCUCGGAGCUUGUUGAGAUAGAACCGGUCCUCCGGGACAGGGUAUCGGUCGUGAGGAGGUUCAGUGGAGGUGGCACCGUCAUUGUUGAUCAGGGGACGGUGUUUGUGACCUUCAUAUGCAACAAGAGUGCCGUCGCCGGGUUGCAGCCCUUUCCGAGGGACAUCAUGUCAUGGAGUGGGCAGUUAUAUGGCAAAGUGUUUGACAAAUUUGGCGAAUUCCAUCUGCGUGAGAAUGACUAUGCAUUUAGUCGUCGCAAGUUUGGUGGAAAUGCUCAGUCAAUAACGAAAAACCGUUGGGUUCAUCACACAUCAUUCUUGUGGGAUUAUGAUGUGAAAAAUAUGGAUUAUCUCAAAAUCCCGAAGCGUGCACCUGAGUAUCGACUGGCAAGAAACCACACGGAUUUCUUGUGCCGCAUGAAGGAGUACAUGCCUUCACGGUCCGCCUUCACUGAUGGGGUCAUCACGGCCCUGGGAGAACACUUCUCAGUCCAACCUGCAGACUUAGAAACAGUGCUUCCUGACGACGAAGAAUUCGUGCCUUCGACAAAGCUGUUAUCUGAACAAGACCUAGAGGAAAUCGUUUCCUCCAAAGGAUAUUCCCUUGGAGCACAGAAAGCCGAAGCAUGACCAUGAUUACAGUGAGGGAAUCCUCGUUUCUGUUGUGAAAUCUGAAAUCGAUUGUUGGCGAGCUGUGGUUUCAUUCAACUUCUGGGUCAGAUGGCAUUAUGCUCACUGAACCACUGGCAUUGUUAUUACUUAACCCGAGCAAUUGUGUGCACGCAUUUAUUUACUGUGGUAUUGCAAGCAAGGUUGGAACAAUAAACCA
This is a messenger RNA of Setaria italica (foxtail millet), 1284 nucleotides long. RefSeq names its product lipoate-protein ligase LplJ. The record is from RefSeq and is a predicted model, not a curated record. Gene Ontology annotation, cellular component: mitochondrion. Gene Ontology annotation, biological process: protein modification process. NCBI's taxonomy places the organism in Eukaryota, Viridiplantae, Streptophyta, Magnoliopsida, Poales, Poaceae. The transcript is spliced from 4 exons. The coding region runs from base 267 to 1085 and encodes 272 amino acids.